AUGGCUGCUGGCCUGCAGCAUACCGUGCUUCUUUGCUGUGAUGGUGAAGCUGUGGCCUUCGGCAAAAAUGACAUGGGGCAAUGUGAGCUUCCGGAGCUGCCUGACGGAAGGUGCUACAUUUCUGCAUCUGCUGGUAUCAAUCACACACUCUUGCUGCAAGACGACGGGUACAUAGUGGCCUGCGGCGGUCGCAGUGAAGGUCAGUGUGAGGUUCCCGAUUUGCCCGACGGUCUGAGAUAUGUGCAAGCUGCUGCAGGGUACUGUUUCUCGAUCGUUAUCAGGGAGGAUGGUGCGGCAUUUGCCUUUGGAGAUGAUACGGCUGGGCAGUGCAGGAUACCUGCGCUGCCACCCGGAGAACGCUAUGUAUCCGUUUCGGCUAGCCGCACACAUGCUGUGCUACUUCGAGACGACGGACAAGCCAUAGCUUGGGGGCACGGCCAAGCAGGCGAAUGCAGAGUGCCAGAGCUCCCUGAUGGGCUUCAGUAUGUCGAUGCUGCUGCAGGUGGAAGCCACACAGUUCUCAUCCGAUCAGAUGGUGUGGCUCUGGCAUUUGGUCACAACGGCGCUGGCCAGUGUGACUUGCCAGACCUACCACAGGAUUCGGGCCUGCGAUACAUUGCAUGUGCGGCUUCCUGGACUCACACAGUGCUCUUACGUGACGAUGGUGAAGUGUUUGCUUUUGGUGGCAAUGGCCGAGGGCAGUGCAAUGUGCCACCCUUGGCAGAUGGGCUCUCCUAUGUGGGAGUAGCAGCUGGAGGUGCUCAUACACUGCUGCUGCGAAGCGAUGGGAUUCCUGUGCUCUUUGGUGACAACAGGUGUGGCCAAUGCUCACCGCCGGAAUUGGAUUCAUCAGUCCGAUGUGUUCCACCUGCCGAUCCCUGGCCUGUCAUGGUAGUGACGCUCCUGGCAGAGGAUGGGAUCCUCACGGCUUGCUGUGCUUCUGGAGCCCAGCUCCCGUUGCAACCCGCAGCUUUGGGUCUCUUGCGAAGAGAGCUCUCUCGGCGGCUCCAAUUGCCUCCCAAGAGGCUACAGCUUGUUUUGAGGGAUGGUACCUUGUUGACUUCCGAUGAGAACAUCAACGACCUCCUUGAGGUGAUUUGA
Durusdinium trenchii is the source of this 1101-nucleotide messenger RNA. Lineage: Eukaryota; Dinophyceae; Suessiales; Symbiodiniaceae. The record is from the annotation of a GenBank genome assembly.